AGUCUAGCCACCAGUAUUUUGAGACUAUAGCUUAAGUGAAAAGGGCUGGAUUUUGAAGAUGAUACAGGUUCUGAAAUGCUUGGAAGCAGUGCGAGGAAAGCUCUGUGCAGCUUUUGUAGGGAUCAGGGUUAACAAAACCUCAGCGGUUCACUGCUGCUAAGAGGCUGCGGGCUGUCUGCGUCCGCCGGCCGUGAGCUAGAUUAGACAUCUCUAUGGUCAAAUAAACAUAGAGCGGUUCCUCUCGGCCCCACGGGGUGGAGCUGCGCAUGAGCGGUAGCCGCAGCAGCGGAAAGAUGGCGGAGGAAGAGCAAAGAAAAAAGAUCCCUUUGGUUCCAGAAAAUCUCCUGAAAAAGAGGAAGGCUUAUCAGGCCCUCAAAGCCACCCAGGCAAAGCAGGCGCUUCUGGAAAAGAGGAAGAAGAAGGGGAAAGAGCUCAAAUUUAAGCGACUGGAAUGGUUCCUGCAUGAUUCCUGGCGGCAAAAACGUGACAGGGUGCGCCUCAGGCGACUAGAAGUGAAACCUCAUGCCUUGGAAGUGCCAGAUGAACAUUCCUUAGCGUUUGUUGUACGCAUCCAGAGGAUUAAUGGGGUGAGUUUACUGGUGCAGAGUACCAUUGCAAAGCUUCGCCUGAAGAAGAUUUUCAGUGGUGUCUUUGUCAGAGUGACCCCUCACACCAUGAAAAUGCUGCGCACAGUGGAACCUUACGUGACCUGGGGAUUUCCAAAUCUGAAGUCUGUCCGGGAACUCAUCUUGAAACGUGGACAAGCCAGGGUCAAGAAUAAAACCAUCCCUCUGACGGACAACACAGUGAUUGAGGAGCACCUGGGGAAGUUUGGUGUCAUUUGCUUGGAAGACCUCAUUCAUGAAAUUGCCUUCCCGGGGAAGCAUUUCCAGAUGAUCUCAGGGUUCUUGCGCCCUUUCCAGCUCUCAGUGGCCCGUCAUGCUACCAAGAAUAGAGUGGGCUUCCUCAAGGAGGUGGGCUCCCCUGGCUACCGAGGUGAACGCAUCAAUCAGCUCAUCCGGCAGCUGAACUAAACCCAGAAUAUCUGAAAGCACAAUGCGUUGGAAGCGUGUGUUUUUGUUUCUUGGAAUUGUUACCCAGUAUCUUCAAAGAAGAUUAUUUCCUGCUAUAUCUUCAGCAACUGGAGAGGAAGGGUCAGGGAGAGGAUGGCGAUGGUCCUGGCAGGCGCUUCUCCUCAGAGUCCGGUUCCAAGGAAAAGUUCCUGUGUGUUUCCAGUUGGCCGCCACUGGCACCUCUGAAAUCAGCAAACGACUCACGCCGUGGAGGAGGGAGUCCUGCUUUGUCACAUCUUCUUUCCGGGGGCUUAAUGUUGGUGAAUGAAUAUCAGACAGCAGUGGACCAAGUCCAGGGGCAUAUUGAACUUGGGGGUUCCUAGGGCCUUGUUUUGGAAAGAACUUGAAAUACAGUUGGAAGAGCACAAAAACACUGCUCAGUUGUCUCAGCUGCGAGUCCAUGUUCUAACUUUCCAGUGAUGCCUUUGCGAGCUCGCAGACUUGGCUGGCUCUAAGUGUGUCUGGUAGUUUCCUUCUGGUUUGGUCCUUUUCUCUAGCUCAGGAUUUUAACCUCUUCUCAUCUGUGAGAAGGGAAAGGACCCUUUCCCAGGAGAACAUACGUCAACUCCCAUUUUUGCUUGGAAGUUGGAGGGCGUUUGUAGACCCUUCGCAGGGAGCCCUGCACCUCAUGUGAGGAAGGCGUGCGCUGUCAGCGUUGCUCAGCCAGGCUGUGACCUUGCUAGUCUCCUCUGCUUCCAUGUACUGCGGAAGACCAAAGCUUACCCAAAUAGCGUUUGUCCUUCAUGCCAAUUGGGCGUUUCCUGUUAAGAAUACAGUCGUCGUUUGCCGA
This is a messenger RNA of Equus caballus (horse), 1863 nucleotides long. RefSeq names its product ribosomal protein L7 like 1 (gene RPL7L1). NCBI's taxonomy places the organism in Eukaryota, Metazoa, Chordata, Mammalia, Perissodactyla, Equidae. The record is from RefSeq and is a predicted model, not a curated record. Gene Ontology annotation, biological process: maturation of LSU-rRNA from tricistronic rRNA transcript (SSU-rRNA, 5.8S rRNA, LSU-rRNA). Gene Ontology annotation, molecular function: structural constituent of ribosome; RNA binding. Gene Ontology annotation, cellular component: cytosolic large ribosomal subunit.